Messenger RNA from Dermacentor andersoni, 6174 nucleotides. RefSeq lists its product as uncharacterized. Lineage: Eukaryota; Metazoa; Arthropoda; Arachnida; Ixodida; Ixodidae. The record is from RefSeq and is a predicted model, not a curated record. Gene Ontology annotation, molecular function: [heparan sulfate]-glucosamine 3-sulfotransferase activity.
CUCCGCCGAGUUUCGCUCCGAGGGCAGCAUCUGUGCCAGUCGUCGCGCCGGCCUGCGCAGAGGAUGGUCUUGAGCGCUCCUUCUCCUGAGGCGGUGAUGCGCUGUGUAAAACGCGCUGUUACGCGUACGGCAUAGGGAAAAAAAGAUAAGGCUGCGAAAAUGUACUCGUCGGUGAAGAGCGUCAGAAAACGCAGGAUUAUCAAGCGCUCGUCUCGAACGAGGCUAGAAACGUGAACAUAGAGUUGAUGCGAUUGCGGUCGGGCCUAUCGAGGCGAGGGAGUUUGACGACACGGAAGCAGUGCCUCGCAGCGUCCAGCGUUACUAGUGAGCAAAAAUCAUGACAAUCCUGGGACCCGAAAGAACUACGCAAACAUCUGAAGCCUCUUCUGCACGGAUGGAAAUGACAACGUGAUUAAAUUUCAUUUGGAGAAAACUUUCGUUACUGAAACUGAGAUGCCGGUAACACGGGUAUGUGGCAGACAGUGGUGUCAUUUGCUCUGCUACUGUCUAGUGCUCGCUCUCGGAACUGGUGCAGCUUCUUCACUGGCGAUGAUACGAAAGCAGACGACGCUGAACGACAGAGCAGACGAUGUCGACAGCACAGACGUCGCGGCGUCGAGCUACGAAACGGCGGCCGAAGAUCCUGUUGGUCACCGUCAGAAUGGCAAGAAAAUAAACAGACAAGAGGACCGAAGUAGUGACUUUGAGAAAUUGGAGAAACGGCUACCCAGCGCGCUCAUUAUCGGCGUGAAAAAAGCCGGCACGCGAGCGCUGUUGGAGUUCCUGAGGCUUCACCCCGACGUCAGAGCUACGGGUCCGGAAACCCACUUCUUCGAUCGUCACUACAACAAAGGCAUAGAGUGGUACAGGCUCCAGAUGCCCCUGACCCUGCAGGAGCAGAUCACCAUGGAGAAGACGCCGAGCUACUUCGUCACCGAGGAGGUGCCGGCGCGCAUUCGAAGUACGCUCCCGCAAGCUCGCCUCCUGGUCGUCGUUCGGGACCCGGUCACCCGGGCGCUCUCCGACUACGCGCAGACUGCGUCCAAGCGCCCCGACACCACGCUGCCCUUCGAAGUCCUGGCGUUCCGCAGGCGCCGAAGGAGAAGAGGCGGUGACACCAAUUCAAACAUUCGCCACCAGUCGCCUCGCAGAAGGCGAGCCCGGUCUAGAAAUGACACCUUCAGUGGCGGAAGAAACGUCACGACUCCUGGAUCCAGCAAAAUCGAGUUUCCAGCAGCUCCUCGCUAUAACAAGCGUGAAGGCGUUAAAGAAAGAUUUCUUGGGAGGCUGAAUGGCCGCGACAGUUCACAGCGGGGGCACAUAACCGCUGACACGUACCAUGGGAAAAACACAGAAGACCGCGAAGUCACUAUCAGGAGCAGCGAGGCUACUCGCAACGAUGAGCAAAGCUACGUGUCAUACAGACCGAACGGCACGCCUACACAUGAGUACGCAAGUCUGAAUACGACGAAAGACUACAACCGGGCGAGACUCGUUGCCUCUGACCCCCACCAGGAGAACAGUCGUAGCAGCGGUAAUGAAAUUUCUGACGGCAUUGUGUACUCCAAAACCAAGAAGAAAGGUGCAUCUUCAUCAUCGAGAGGCCGAUGGACUGACGCAGCAAGUGCAGACGAGAAGAGGGCCUACAAAGAAGACACUGACCAGAAGUCCACUGGCAGGGACUGCGGUCAGGUCCGUUACAGCGUCAACAGCACGUGCACGAACGGAAGCAGCGACGUCGACGAGUCGUGGUCCGGCAUCCGCAUCGGCCUCUACGCCAAUCACCUCACCCAUUGGCUCAGGCACUUCCCGCAAUCCCAGAUCCACGUGGUCAGCGGUGAGGAGCUCGUCAGGAACCCAGCCCGCGAGAUGGCCAUGGUCCAGGACUUCCUGGGCCUGCGGCGACUGGUGUCCGAGGACCACUUCUACUUCAACAGAACCAAGGGAUUUCCCUGCUUGAAGAAGAGCGAAGGCAGCGGUAGUCCUCAUUGUCUCGGCAAGACCAAGGGACGUACGCACCCCAGGCUAAGCGAAGAGAGCAUCAGGAGGCUGCGGAAGUUUUUUGAGCCGCACAACAGAAAGUUCUACAAACUUGUAGGACGGGACUUUGAGUGGGAGUGCCCGAGGUGAACGUUGAAAAUACUAAGUGACGUUUGUUUUGAAAAAAAAAGGGGGGGGGGGACAUUGAGAAGUUCUCAGCGUCUGGCCACGCGCACUGGCCGUUCUGACUGCCGGCUACGACGAACACCCAGAUAGGACUGGCUUCGUUUAGUGGCGCUUCCUGGUCUCGCUGUCCCCCCAUAAAGUGAUGUAAUUAAUUUGCGAAGAACCGCAAUGGCCCUUUAUGUUUUGAUGUCUUCGGCCUCUCGUAAAGCAACAGCAAUGGUACUGUGCAACAACUCAGCUGGCAAAUUAUAAUGCUGUGUUAAAGGGUGGGAACGAUGCGCUUUUUAGAAAUAACCAAACAUUAUGAAACUUUAGACGCACAUCGACCCUGCCAACAUAUCGUACUUUUUUGCGUCAACGUACAGUGAUCAAGCCGUAGAAUAUGACUUUCUUGUAUAACAUCAAAUAAGGGCUAGAUUUUACUGAGCAAUCGAGGCAGAAACAAAAGCCAGUACAACGUAUCACUAAACCGGUCAUGCGGCACAGCUUAAAUACGUAGGCCCAGUGUGUUCAUUUAAAAACAGCCCCUGACUCGGAACCCAGCUAACGCUCAAGGACUGCCUGAUGAGUUUUCAGAACUCCAAUCUCGCACUGAGAAGCAUUUCGACUUCAGAAUCGCGUACAAUUUUGGCUUUGGCUUUCUAAAGAGCAGCCCAGAAUGCGUAGAGAGGUGACAGAAUAAAUUGAAUGGACAAUAUUUCACUUGAUGGCAGAAUUUGGCGAUGAAGCGACAAGUAUUUCCCACUGUAGAGUAUAGUGAGCCAAGUGUGACUUCAAAUAAUGACAAGCCCAACAGCAGUCGGCCGUACAAUAUAUUACGCGGAGCAGUUACUGUACGGAGUACGAAUUCAGCACCUACUACAGUUGCAGCCCUUGCCAGUAGUCAUUCAUACUUCAAGGCGGUGUUCGUCCCGAAUCUUUCACAGCAAUAUUGACAUCUUUGCACUGUUACUUCGGGUGGCACAGCGUGGUCGUUUCAAACUGUAUAGUUAGGUCAAGUACGUGUAUUAGUAGUAGUAGUCAAACCAGAUGGUGUUUGUCUUUAUUUGUGGGAAAUUUAGCACGACGUGUAGUCGUUCCACUUCCGCAAGGAGAAAAGCGCAGACACGUAGUUGGUCAUUCAGUCUGGUCCUCACCCCGUAUAGCUUGGUAAUUAGAUGAAGGUAGUAGACUCCCCGGAUUGUUCCCACCUUCUAUAGACCAACUGACAGGUCCUAAUAUCCGCGCGGCGGUGACAGAAUUUUCGUUUUUUUUUCAACGGCACCGCUCUCUCUCUCCUGCUACAACUGAAUUAGCGUAAUCGCCAUCAUCUCGUCGUUACAUCACCAUCGGUAUUUGCAUAUGCUUUCAGAGGAAGGCAUCUUAGAUAAAUAACACAUAACCGGUGGCUUACUAUAGUCAUUGAGUGAGUACGAACGAAAGGAAAAUACAGCUGACGGUGGCAUAGGAGUAGAUGGAGUAAUCGGAUUUGGAAAUGUUCUCGCAUGAGAUGAGCUCGGUUAAUGAAGGACAACUCUAUCGUGAGCAGCACAAGCAGCGGCGUCACUACAAAGAUCAUUGCCAUCAGCAACACCUUCAUUACCCACAGUGUACUUUAGGGCGAAUUUCGCCGAAAUUUCACUGUGACUAAAUUUGUUAUAAAUGAAUAGAGUACACCAGUGAACCAACCUUCACAAAGCCGCAAGGCUGGUAACUGUAUAGUUUUAUUGUUAGCAGCGUUUAGCGGCACCUGAGCCGUUGGCGCUUGCACCUGAUGUUUUUUGCCAUGAAAACACCCAGCACGUUGCCUACGAGAUUUUUUUUUUCGAGGAAGAGCCACGGGCCGCCAUGGGCUCCAUCUCAUCUGUGACGUCAUGCCCAGAAGCCGCGCAUUGUCGGUCGUGCAUCACUUCUGGCGAACGGCUGUGGCGGCGCUUUUUACAACUAAGCUGUGUAGGACUAGGAUCCCUGGAUUUAUUCGUCUCCGUAGCCAAAAACUGAACCAGUCGCAGCUAAAGGCGCGCGCCGUUUGCUCCGUUGGCUUCCUUGCAGCACGACCAGAUGGCGCGCGCCUUCUCGGCAGCGGUGGCGCCGGUAGUGCGGAGGAAAGAAAAAAAAUUAGCCAGAAAGCUCGCCUGCACGCACACCGUUCGCCGCAAGUCUUUCCGCUAAAGAUAAUGGUUGCAUAAGCUGCAGUUGUCGGAAAGCAGAAACUGUAGUAUACGAAGCAGUGAGCGACGUCCCUAAGCUUUCAUAUAUACAAAAAAGAACCCGCCUAGCAACUGAUUCUAUUUGUGUUGUGACAGCGCUAUGGAAAGGCCGCGCAUAGUUAGGACUCCCGGAGAGCAGCGUGAACACGAUGAGUGGUGAUGGGAACAGCAACGUCAAUAUGCAGAACGACGUCGCGCUCAGGCUCGGACGGACCCAGUUCAAGGCGACGUCACCUUUGUCGAUCGGAUGAGGUGAUACCACAGCUUCACUGGCCAAGCACCUUCACAGCGUGGAUUGGGGUCAAUUUUUUAACGUUACGAUAUCGAAGGCGCGCAAAAUUGUGACGUUUUCGUGACGCUAGCACUUGUAUUUGAAAUGUCAAAUUUUGCACGGAUGCCUGUUUGACACCUACACCAUCGUAACUUAGGUGUUUUACUUGGCCCAAUAUUUCGUUGCAGUCGGCCUUUAGGUGUACAGAAAGUGGAAGGCGUAUAUUCAGUGACCUCAAAUUGCCCGUUUCAUACGUCAAAUAACUCUAGAACAUUUCAUAAUCCUUGAUUUCUUAAUCCUCGACUUCAUGGUCGUUCUCGGACCGUGCCCUUGACAAUGCUAGCCUUUCCUUGUCGCUCAUUCGGUUAAUCUAAUUGGGCCACUGGUUAUCUGCUCUGUGUCGUUACGUGCUGCACUGCGUGUUACACGAUACUCCUCACUGACCAUUUUCGUACCUGCAAGGUCACGUUUUUACACUUCAAGCAAGCUCCUACAACUUUCUGUGAGCAUCAGGCAGCUUAACGUCCUAAAGAAGCCGACUGCGUCUUUCCGUGGAGGCAGCUCUGUUCGGGCUAGUCAAGGUACAAGUGAAGCGCAGUACCGUUUCCCAGACUCCGGACGUUACACCGACCACCGUAUGCCGGCGCGCAUGCAACUGAGCUGAGUGUCAGUCCACCGUGUUUCGUAAAAUGAAGCUCAAUCUAUACCUGGCCCUAUUAGGCUGCCACCGAAGCCACACAUUCUUUUUACUUGUAGGUCAACUAAUCGUGCGUAGUAUUCUUUUGUUACGUCAGUCUUAGUGGUUCUGGCGUGGGCGUGCUGGAAAGAGGCAUCCAUUAGAAAACAAUUCUGAGCAAAACUUUAGUGUUGAGGAAAUUCUGUAGGAGUUCAAGGUAAAUUAGAACAACCAAUUUGGCACUGUAACUAGGCUCAGAACAUAUAGCACUGCACGUUCGACAGGUGCAUUAAGAAUACACACACAAGUACAAAAAAGUCGUACCAUUCGACGCAAUCAGAACAGUCGACAAAUGAAGCAAAGAUUACAAUUUCCAGUCAGAUAUUGUUAAUUUGUGAAUAACGAUUUGCGUAGGCAAAAUUUUACAAUAACAUUUUUUUUUCCUAUUUCCACUGUCACAAGAGCAGAUUAUCGCGGGAAAUAGCACAGUGUUUAAGUGGGCAAUAUUUUCUACCGCCGGUCACUCGUCCGAUCGUUUCAGAUGCCACAUGAAUCUUCAGUGAUGCCCUGCUCACAACAGGUCAGCGUCGGGUAUUUUCUGCUGACAAGGCUUUUGAUAAAUUGGUAGUUCUCAGUGCAGAGGGCCCGUUCAGUAACAGUGACAUAUACGUAAAGACGGUAUAGUUUUCCAGCAUCCCGGGAUCCUUGACUUUAAGCUAGUAGCAGAUACAAAAAAAUCGUGCUCGAGAUAAAAGGUUUCAUUGUGCUGUUCCUCUUUUUCCGUGUUUCUUCGCCAAGUGCUGAUGAAUUUAUCGUCGUGACUGAAGACAAUCUGUUCUUACCAUGGUAAUAAAACAUCUGUGUCCGUUUAA